Messenger RNA from Closterium sp. NIES-67, 886 nucleotides. The record is from the annotation of a GenBank genome assembly. Lineage: Eukaryota; Viridiplantae; Streptophyta; Zygnematophyceae; Desmidiales; Closteriaceae.
CGUCGUUGAGUGGGGGGAAUGAAGGAGGAACCGCUGCAACUCGAACCGGAAGGUCGCAACCAAGUCGCGAGGAGUUGCUCAAAGCUCAAGAAGCAUGGGAUCGGAAGGAUCGCCAGGCAUUUCAGUACCUGUGUUGGGCUUUGGAGGGGCAACUUGAGCUUCUUAAGAUGCUGAUUGACCUGAAGGGGAAGGAAGGUGCAGCAGCUGCAGCUUGGAAAAGAGUGCAAGAUAGGCACUUGCAGAAAGGGCUUCUAAGCGUGCUUACUUGGCGGAAGCGGUUUUACACCAUGGAGCGGAACUAUGGGGAGGGGGAGACCAUGGUUCAGUAUCUCCAGAGGGUGGAUGAGAAUGUGAGGGCUUUGGAGGAGCUAGAUUACACGGUUGAUGCUGGAAGAGGCCUAGAAGGAGGCAUGGGGGCAGCAGAUAAAGCUUCCUUCAGGAAAGGCUAUCAACAGCAAGGAGGUGGGGGGAAGAAGAAAGAGUUGGACAAAUGCCUUGAUGCAUCUCUUGCUGGUCGUGCAUUGGCUGAUCCCAACUUCCUGGUUCUAGACUCUGGAGCAACAUCUGGGAUGCUUCCUCGCCGUGAUCUUUUCACCUCCUACCAUCCUCUCCCACCAAACUCUAGGAGAGUGAUUGUUGGGAGCGGAGAUUUGCUGCAGGCAAUUGGCAUCGGCACGAUCACCAUUAAGGGGAAGGAGGGGGAGCUAGGUGCACUGUUAGAAAGGGUGAAGCUGUGGUGAUGGAGGCAAAGCUGGACAAGGGUUUAUACCUUGUUCCAGCUUGUGUGCCUAAUUGUUACAAGGCACAUAUGGUUUUUUCUGAGGAAGCCGCUUGUAGCACUCGCUGGAAGCAGGUGGAAACGGUGUCACCUGAGUUGCUACACCUU